UGAAGCAGACCUUGGGAAGAGGGCGCCAGAAAGCGUGUAGGAAUAGAAUUAUGGCUGCCACUUUUGUUUUCUUUACAACAAUGGUUUUUUUAGUAAUUAAUAUCGCGUAUCUUAUAAUGUCACUAGAAAACAAUUAAAAAGUUACCGAUUUUUUCACGUCGAAUGACAGCUGUAGUUGCACUGCUACGAAAAAAUGGAAUCGUCAACAAAAAAAAAAUGAAACAAGCAUUCAUUAGAAAGAAAACUAAAACUGGCAGCCAUGGCAAAUGCAUUGUUUACUAUUGAACAAGUUGAAUUAAUUCGUCGUUUGCGUAAUAGUGGAAUUACAAAAGAACAAGUUGUUAUGGCAUUUGAGCAACUUGAUCGGCUAGAAGGAGAAUUAGGAAAAACUGACACUUCCAAUAAAUUGUUACCUCAGAAUAAUAAUAAUAGCCAGAAUUAUGAAAGUUCUUUUAAUGAAUUACCAGUCAAUAACAGUACCUUAGGAUUUGGUAUUAAUAAAUAUACAAAUAUGCCAAAUUCAAAUAAUUCUUGUCAAGUAAAUAAUGGAAUUUUAAAUACUCUGAGAUCAGAUUUGACCCCACCCAUGCAGUCUUCUUUUAAAGUGGGUGAUCAGUCUAAUUCACAAUCAUUUUCCAGACCUCAUAGUAAUGGAACAUCAUCAAGUGAAGGAAUUUCAGACAGUAACAAUGGAAAUGUUUCACCAAUAGGUAAUCCUGUUACAUCACCUACCUCAAAAAUACCUACAGAUUUAACUAUUAUUCCAUUGACAACUACUUACACUAAUCGACAAGGAACUGAAAGUACAGUAUCUAAUAAAGAAGUUUCUUUAUCUUCCUCAUCAUCGUCAUGUGUUCCAGUACAGUGUAUGAUCAAUCCACAUGAUUUAUUGCAGGAAGAAUGUUAUGAAUUGGAAGAACUGAAAAAGUAAGUGUUUUAUAGAUGAAUUAAAUAAAUUAUGUUUAUAAAUACAGGUAUCUCUUGUAUAACACAGUAGUUAUGUUCCAAAAAAGUGACAUGUUAUGUGAAUUUGUGCUAUAUGAAACAAAGGACUAAUGCAAAACAUGAGAUUAUGUUCCAGAAGUGAGCAAAAAUAUACUAUUUUUUUGUUACUAAGAAAAAUAUGUUUAUUAAAGCAAUCAAUAAUUUAUUUCAAAUCAAUAAUUAACAAUUACAAGUAAAAGUACUAUAUUGGACAUUAAUAUUAAUUUUAGUUAAAUGAGGACAUUUUCUUUUUACAAAGUAUUGUCAUCUUCUGAACUUUUUUGUUGAUCUUGAUCAGAAGUAUCAGCAACAUUUUGCUAUUUUUUAUCAUAAAAAUUUUUUAUGGAUGAUGAAAUAAAAAUAUGUUAUUAAUCAGAAAUUUGUUCUAAUGGGUCAUGUUUGUCCAGUUAAGUACUGUACCAAGCUACUUUUUUCCAGAAUUUGUUUUCAAAUACUGAAUAAUUGAAGUACCGAGAUACUGCUUUAUUUCAUUUGUCAUUUUACAAAUGAUUGCUUACCUAUAGUUGAAAAAAGUUUAAUAACACUUAUCUAAAAAUGUUUAAAUAAAUUUUACUAAAUACGAAGAUUAAUAUUACUACAGAAAGAAAACACAGUGACAGUCUUAAAGGCUAAAGUCUGAAAGCAACGAUGAGAACACCUGGUUGAUAGGAAAGUUAGUGCAAUUUUUUCUUCCUUGUCCUAUUAGUUUUCAUUAAAGUAAACCUGAUGAAAAGCACAAAAUAAUUUGAAAAUUUCAAUAUUAUAAAAUGUGUGGGCAAAUUUGAGGCAACACACAUGCUUAUUUGAAUAAAAAAAAUAUUGAAUAACGAAGUUUACACUUAAAAAUCAUGAAAUUUUGUAUGAUGGAUUUCCAAAACUGUAUUAAAAUGAAACUGGAAGUUGUGUUGUACAGGGGAUAUCCCCAAUUUUCAAACUGUGUUAGAACAAAACAGUGUUGUAGAAGUACUGUGUUGUA
Molecule: messenger RNA, 1960 nt
Organism: Centruroides sculpturatus (bark scorpion)
Lineage: Eukaryota; Metazoa; Arthropoda; Arachnida; Scorpiones; Buthidae
Product: homeobox-containing protein 1-like
Exons: 3
Coding region: 260-931 (223 amino acids)
Biological process (GO): positive regulation of DNA-templated transcription
Cellular component (GO): nucleus
Molecular function (GO): double-stranded telomeric DNA binding
Source: RefSeq, a predicted model, not a curated record